UUGAAUCGAAGUUGGCUGCUUACGUCAAAAAUCAAAUCGUCUAUUAACGGUUGAAACGCUUAUCUUAAUAUUUAAACAAAUUAGUGGGUAGUAAAACUUGUAUAUAUUUGAAAUUUUGAGUGCAAUGGAACCAAUGGCCUUAGGAAGUCCACCAGGUAGUCCAGCUUCUCCAACAGCAAACCCAAACUUUUUGCCCGCCUUUUUAAUAGGAGACACUCAACCGAAUACCCCAACUAGUCCUUCGUUAUCACCUGGGAGAAGCAAAAAUAUAUCGGUACCCAGAAAUACUCCUGGUGCUACAACUGGAAAUUUAAGACAAAAGUUAUUUAAUCAAAGUCUAGCGGAUUCGCCAUUUGGACCAACUGUUAGGUCUGAUAAAGCUGGUCCACCAAAGCAAGGUCUAUUCGACAGUUUAGGAUCAAAUGUGAAGUCUGGGUCAGUGUUAAGUAGCACUAUGCAAUCUUUUACCGAUUCUCCUUCUCUUACACCAAAUGAAAGUUUUUCUAGAAUUGUUAACGACGGAGUAGAUUAUAAUCGUACAAUAAACAACUUAAAUGAAAGCUUAAACAGGUCCCAUAAACCGGUAUUGCUAAAUACAAAAUGUGACAAUUUGUGGGUAACAAUUUUUGGGUUUCCACCAAGUGCUGCAAGUGUAAUUUUGACUCAUUUUUCUCAAUGUGGAACAAUAAUUGAUAAGAAGUUUCCAGCCCAAGGGAAUUGGGUUCAUGUUAAAUAUAAUUCAGUGCAAGAAGUUGCAAAAGCACUGGCAUACAAUGGUAAAUUAAUUACAAGUACGAUUAUGAUUGGUGUUUUGCCAUAUCAUAACAAACAAGACAAUAAAGAGAACUACAAUACAGUUAUCACUUCUCCAAUCAGGGCAAGAUCUUUAAGACAGUCAUAUGUAACUCCUCAAAGCCCUAAUUCAGUUAUUCCACCACAAAACAUGCCUCAAAAGUCAACUGGUUUUGUCACUAAAGCAAUGGAAUAUGUUUUUGGGUGGUAAUCGUUUGGUUUCAUUCUUUCAUCGAAAAUGAUAUUUAAAAAAAAUAGGUAUAAUUUAUAAACUGUUAAUGUUAAUUUAAUUAUUGGUUAAUUUUUAAUGCAGUAAUUUUUAAUAGUUCAUAAUAUUGUGCAAGUAUGCUUCUACUGUUUAUAU
Agrilus planipennis (emerald ash borer) is the source of this 1156-nucleotide messenger RNA. RefSeq names its product nucleoporin Nup35. Lineage: Eukaryota; Metazoa; Arthropoda; Insecta; Coleoptera; Buprestidae. The record is from RefSeq and is a predicted model, not a curated record. Gene Ontology annotation, molecular function: single-stranded DNA binding; phospholipid binding; structural constituent of nuclear pore. Gene Ontology annotation, cellular component: nuclear pore nuclear basket; nuclear membrane; nuclear pore central transport channel. Bases 125 to 1003 code for a protein of 292 amino acids. Gene Ontology annotation, biological process: nuclear pore organization; NLS-bearing protein import into nucleus; regulation of DNA-templated transcription. The transcript has a single exon.